UUCUUUAUCGUUUCCUACUGCAGCUUCCGCCGAAAGAAGGUUUCACUUAAACUUGGAUUCGUGACAUCUGCUUUUACUUGAAGUGUAGUUACGCACACAUUUUGGAAGUAAAAUCUACCAAUAUCUAUAGAACACGGUUCCGUGAAAGCUUAGAUUUUUGCGCUCAGUGAUUUUUUCAACGAAACGAACACAAUGAGUUACGGUUAUCAAGGACCACCAGUCGUUCAGUUUCCGGGACAUGCACCACCACCAACAUCGUUUGGGGCUCCACCUGGUACACCUUCUGCCCCUGGUGCUGCCUCUGCCCCCAGUGCUUCACCUUAUCCUCAAAGUGGCAACUUAGGUUUUACAAAUGCUCCAGCAGUAUCUUUUGGAAUGCCACAGCCUUAUUCUCUUUACCCUUCAACACCUUAUCCAAUGCAACCCAGCCAUCCUAUGCCUGGCCAGUGUCCUCCUCCAGCACCAGGAGCUUCUCCUCAACCUAUGGUACAAUCUACUUCCUCCUAUCCACCUCAGCUAACACAGCAAUUGUAUUCUGGUCAACAUUCUGCAUAUCCACAACAGCAAAAUUUUGAUUUGUACCCAAAUCUUCAGACUGCACCAGAUGAAAAAGAAUGUUUUAAUAGACCUUCUCCUUACACCUCCACUUCUAAUACUUACUCAAAUAAUUCAGGCCCCUUUCAAGGUGAAAGCUAUUCUGGGGGGCAGGGUGCAAGAUUUUAUUCUCCACAUGGAGGUACUCCUUAUCAACCUCACCCAGCCCCAGCCCCCCGGAGAAAUCAGUUUGCGCCUAAGUUGUCCCCAACAGUUGUACCAUAUGGAGAGUUUGAUGCCAGAGCAGAUGCCGAAGUUUUAAGGAAGGCAAUGAAAGGUUUUGGUACAGAUGAGAAGGCUAUCAUUAAUGUGCUUGCCAACCGUAGCAAUCUACAACGCCAAGAAAUUGCCGUUCAAUUUAAAACAUUAUAUGGAAAGGAUUUGAUAAAAGAUUUGAAGUCCGAAACUUCGGGCAACUUCGAAAAAUUAGUUCUUGCUAUGAUGAUGCCAUUACCACAGUUUUAUGCCAAAGAAUUGCAUGACGCAAUGUCCGGUAUCGGUACCGACGAAUGCGUCCUUAUCGAAGUUCUGUGCACCAUGUCUAAUCACGAGAUUCGUAUAAUUAAACAGGCUUACGAAGCAAUAUAUGGAAGAUCAUUGGAGGAUGACUUGAGAAAUGACACAUCGGGAAACUUCAAACGGUUAAUGGUAUCGUUAUGUUGUGCCAACAGAGAUGAGUCAUUCGACGUAGAUCCGGCAGCUGCGAUAGAGGAUGCUAAAGAACUUCUUAGAGCCGGUGAACUCCGUUUUGGAACUGAUGAAUCAACGUUCAACGCAAUUCUCGUUCAAAGAAACGUGCCACAAUUGAGACAGAUAUUCCAAGAAUACGAGAAUAUAACCGGGCACGCUAUUGAGAUUGCUAUCGAGAACGAGUUCUCGGGUGAUAUUAAGAAAGGCCUUCUGGCAAUUGUGAAGUGCGUGAUAAAUAGACCCGGUUUCUUCGCUGAACAAUUAUACAAGAGCAUGAAGGGUCUUGGCACAGACGACGAUCGUUUGAUUAGACUGGUUGUUACUCGUUGCGAGGUGGAUAUGGGGGAGAUCAAAGAAGUAUUCAGAGAGCAUUAUAAUGAAUCAUUGGAAGACUUUAUAUCCGGUGAUUGUUCCGGCCACUACAAAAAGUGUCUUUUGGCUCUUGUUUCUUAGAGCUGCAUAAAGAGCAUAUGAUUCAUUGUGCCUCAUCGCAUUUAACGGCCAAUUUUACUAUUUGUAAUAAUGUUUGUAUGUCUAUUUAUUAUAUAUUUAUUCGUCGCUUU
Molecule: messenger RNA, 1847 nt
Organism: Habropoda laboriosa
Lineage: Eukaryota; Metazoa; Arthropoda; Insecta; Hymenoptera; Apidae
Product: annexin B11-like
Exons: 9
Coding region: 193-1737 (514 amino acids)
Cellular component (GO): cytoplasm
Molecular function (GO): calcium ion binding; calcium-dependent phospholipid binding
Source: RefSeq, a predicted model, not a curated record